UCCGUGCGGAAACAACAUCCUCCUCCUCCUCCUCCUCCUCCUCCUCGGUUAGCGCCCGCUGGCUGUCAUUCGUCCAAGGCAAGCAAGCCGGUGUGAUCGUGGCGCUGGCGGAGUGGAGCAGCGAGAGCCGCAUGUAAAUGAGCACCUCUCCACCUCCGUGUUGUGUUACCGCCGUCACCUGAGGAUCUAGAGGAGCACGCUGACCGUCCCUAACCCCCAUCAUCAUCAUCAGCGAGCUGACCUUAAUCGUCUCGUGUGGAGAUUACAAAAUAAAGGUCUGACUGCACUACUUUGGAGCUAUAAACGCUGUAAUCGCUGCCGUGUGGCGCCGUCGUUUCUCGCUACAACACACACGGAGAGCGCCUCUCUGCCGACCCCUGCUGACCAUGCGAAGUGUGUGUGCGGUGGUCCUGGCGCUCGCCGCUGCCGCCCUCAGCUCGGCAGACUCCGACACGCACAGAUUGAGGCACGACUCCAACCUGGAUAUCUACAAGCGUCUGUUUGAGACCAAGAGGAAAGAUCAGCUCAACGCGCUCAAGAACCUGGUGGAGCUGAACGACAUCAAUCAGCAGUACAAGAUCAUAGACAUCAUGCUCAAAGGACUCUUCAAGGUGUUGGAGGACUCGAGACAGAUCCUGGUUGCGGCCAACAUGCAGCCUGAUGACCCUUUCCCAAUGGACGAUAAGAUCAAAGAAGCUUAUUCCCAUGUGGUUGAGAAUACAGCGUUCUUUGGCGACGUUGCGUUGCGUUUCCCCCGUAUCGUCCACCACUACUACGACCGCAACACCGACUGGGACGGUCUGCUGCGCUGGGGGCUGAAUUUCUGCAACCAGACCGGGGUUUUCACAGGAGGAGCCCACCAACAUGUCCUCACACUGAUGUCACAGGAGCUGGGAAUAACGGAGAAAUCCCCAGACUUUAUAAACCCGUACCGCACAGAGAGAGACGAUGUGCUCCACACUGCCGAGGCGUUCCAGAAGAUCCUGAGGGAGGAGGAGAAGAGGAGAAGGAAAGAAGAGAAGAGGAAAGAAAUCAGGAAAGGCCCUCGCAUCUCCCGCUCCCGCACCGAGCUAUAGCGCUGCACCGCGGUGCUGGUGGAGAGCAGAGAAAGAGGAGGAGGAGGAGAAGAAAAGGAAGGAGCAUACGCACAGUCCACAAGGGGUGGCUUGACUUGUAGACUCAGACGACAGCGAAGAAAAUAAAAGCUGUCCUCACUUGUACAAAAGCCAGGUGCUCUGUUGAAAACAAGAGAGGAACCCUCAAGGUGACACAAAAAAGUUAAAGUGGAAAUGUCAGUUUCUGACAAAGGCUUGAAUUGCUGUUCAUCUACAGUGAUUUAUAAUUGGAAAAUCUAACGUUGUAGAGGAGGUAAAGACGUCUCUGGAAUAGGAGUUGAUAAGGGAAACUCAUUUUUGAUAACUUGAGGAUUACAUAACUGUACUUUGGAAUAUAAUUCAUUUUAGUAUAAUCUUUAAAAAAAACUGCAAAAGCCCACUAUACUGUGUCAAGUCUAGAUUUAAUGUGUCUAAAACCCCAUAUGCUUCAAAUACGCCUUUGCCAAAUAUAAAUUUGUCCUCACCUCAUUAAAUUUAGUCAGUUUCUGGUUAGAUUGAGCUUGACUUGAUGAUGGAGUACACUUUUAUUUUUGUUUUCUUGUUAGAUAUUUCUCGAGGGUUGUUAAUGAGUAGGCAGAUUAAUGUUCUUAUUGCUGCUCGAAGUCUUUUAAGGACCCAUCUCGUGUUUUGUUUGCCUGAAGGACAGAAUUUGUUCAUUUUGUUUAUCAUUUUUAUUUUGUCCCGGGAGCAUCAGUGAAUUUUCUUUUUACAUAUUUGUCAUUCUUUUUACACCGAUCUCUCUAGUAGUUGUUUCAGUUUAAUGACCCUUAGUUAAUUAUUUUAUCCUGUCGCAAAUAUGUGUCACCCAGAAAUACAUGAUAUGACCCUUCAUCUUGCAGCCCUGCACCUGUGUCUGUGUUCUUUUUUUUGUUUAAAUAAUUUUGCUGGAAAUUGACAUAUUUUAAUGGAUUAGAUCUAUGGAAUUGAGAUUGAUGUAAUUUUGAAAUAGUAUUAAGACUGUUAUAAAAAACUAUAUGUAUAUUCAGAGAAAGAAUAUCAUUGCUGCAGAAUGAACAAGCCAUUUUGUUAUCAACAUUUAAUGAAAUAAAGUGACUCUGAUAUGUACAAAA
Messenger RNA from Sebastes umbrosus (honeycomb rockfish), 2185 nucleotides. RefSeq names its product coiled-coil domain-containing protein 134-like. The coding region runs from base 387 to 1076 and encodes 229 amino acids. Lineage: Eukaryota; Metazoa; Chordata; Actinopteri; Perciformes; Sebastidae. The transcript has 7 exons. The record is from RefSeq and is a predicted model, not a curated record.